Messenger RNA from Drosophila ananassae, 534 nucleotides. RefSeq lists its product as uncharacterized. Gene Ontology annotation, cellular component: nucleus. Lineage: Eukaryota; Metazoa; Arthropoda; Insecta; Diptera; Drosophilidae. The coding region runs from base 106 to 498 and encodes 130 amino acids. The transcript has 2 exons. The record is from RefSeq and is a predicted model, not a curated record.
AUGCCUCACUUCACUACUCUCUAGUACAGGGACAAGUCACAUCUAUACACUUGAGUGUAUUUAUAAAAUGAAUUUCUCAAACAAUAAAAUACAACCUCAAAUCAAAUGGAGCACGGAGAACGCCAACAUCCAGACUAUUUUUCCUCAGAUGAUGAUGUCCCUGCAAAAACGGUUCUCUAUGGUGAGCCUCAAGUUCCACCACUUUCAAUGCUGAAAACUGAUAAGGUUCUAAAAAAAUUCUCCGCUUAUCUGGAAAAUCUUCCUCCACUUCCUGAAGUCAAUAGUUUGGGGGGAGGCCUUAAGGUCGAAACCAUUCUGGACAUGGUACAAAACACAAGCCACGAUUCAUUCCUCCUCAUCAAAUUUAAGAAUAAGGAUGAACCCGAGUUGAUUCCCCUAGACUUGGCCCUACAGAAAGUUCCCUAUCUUUUAUCCAAAUUCUAUAAAGAAUAUGUAUGUAUGCCCUUGCCUUCGAGAGUUCUGAGCUACUUUAUUUAGUGAGAUACGACUAAAGAUAAAAAGAAAAACCAAAAA